Bombyx mori (domestic silkworm) is the source of this 1080-nucleotide messenger RNA. Its product is annotated as glutathione S-transferase 2. Lineage: Eukaryota; Metazoa; Arthropoda; Insecta; Lepidoptera; Bombycidae. The record is from RefSeq and is a predicted model, not a curated record. Gene Ontology annotation, molecular function: glutathione transferase activity. Gene Ontology annotation, biological process: glutathione metabolic process. The transcript has 5 exons. Bases 275 to 1018 code for a protein of 247 amino acids.
AUGAUAGUAUGUUAUGUGUGCAAAGAAACUUUAUUUCUAAAACGUAACGGUUUAUUGUUUAGAAUUCAAGUAAGAUAUUUUCAAAAGCUGAAAUACAAUUUUCGAUAAUAUAACACAGCAGACAAAUAAAAAUACAAAAUUACCUGGCACAUUCGCGCACAAUCCAUUUUAUGCAUGUAUGAGUUUACCUGCUUUUUAUUUUACAAGUCACGAGACAGAGAGGUAGUCAACGCUGCUUUGCGAGGACGCCGUGUCAAACUACUUACACAUCACAAUGUCCAUUGUUCGGUGUAAUAUGUUAAAAUUUACAUCAAUUAAAUUGACACGACAUUAUUCAAAAUUCGAGUGUAAAGAGGGCAGACAAGUAAAUUCGGCGAAGAAACCUCCCAUACUCUACGGAGAUGAAGUAUCUCCGCCCGUGAGAUUUGUGAUGAUGACAGCAGCGCACCUCAACAUUCAGUUGGAUUUCCACCCAAUUGAUCUCUUUAAGUCUGAACACAAAAUGGACGCUUUUAAUCAGAUUAAUCCACUUCAAAAGGUGCCAGUGUUGAAAGUUGAUAAAGAUGUGAUCUGUGACAGUCACGCUAUUGCAAUGUACCUUUGUGAAACUACUAAAUCUGAAGAUUUGUAUCCAGGAAGUGCUUUGGCCAGGGCAAAAAUAAAUCAAAUGCUUUUCUACAAUGCGACAACUUUAUUUCCAAUUGACAGUUUCAUACUUUCUGAAUAUUUUUGUGGAAAAAUGCCAUCUGGAGUUAAAGUUGAUGAAUGGUUUAAUUCUCUGCAUUACCUAAAUACAGCUCUGUCGGUUUCUCCAUGGCUCGCUGGAGAUCAGAUGAGGAUUUGCGACUUUUGCUGUGCUUCCACCAUUAGUUCCAUGGAGACGGUCGUUAAUGGAAUCAAGAAAUUUGUUUACUUGAAGAGGUGGAUGGAUGAAUUGGAAAAACUACCUUGUUUUGAAAUCAACAGACGUGGCUUAGAGCGAUUGAAAUAUUUUAUGAGUCUUUACAAGCCAAACUAAAUGAACCAUUUUAUUAUUCAAAUGAGUAGAUGAUUAAAUUAUUGGUUUGAAAAAGCUACAAA